Molecule: messenger RNA, 1383 nt
Organism: Paramecium sonneborni
Lineage: Eukaryota; Ciliophora; Oligohymenophorea; Peniculida; Parameciidae
Source: the annotation of a GenBank genome assembly
AUGUCAUUAAAGAAUUUUAAAAUAUUAUCAAAAUUAGGUAUUUUUAUUAAGAUAUCAAAGGUGAUGGAUCUUUUUCUAAUGUAUAUAAAGUAAGGAGAUUAGAAGACAAUCUUGAAUAUGCUUUAAAAAAAGUAAAUUUAACUAACUUAUCUGAAAAAGAAAAGUAAAAUGCUUUAAAUGAAGUCAGGAUUCUAGCUUCAAUAUAACAUUAAAACAUUAUUAUGUAUAAAGAAGCUUUUAUUGAUUAAGUCAGUAAUUCAUUAUGGUAAAAUUAAUGUAUAAUAUUAUAGUAUUGUAAUGGAACUUGCCAGCGAUGGUGAUUUAUAUUAGAGAAUAUAGAAAUGCAUAAAAGCAGGUAGUUUCUUUUAAGAAAAUGAAAUCUUAAGAUACGCUUUUUAGAUUUUAAGUGCGCUUAAUAUACUACAUGAAAUGAAAGUUAUGCAUCGAGAUAUAAAAAGUGCAAACAUUUUUUUGAUAAAUAAUGAAGUAAAAUUGGGAGACUUAAAUGUGUCAAAGGUAGCAAAGUAAGGUUUACUUUACACAUAAACUGGUACACCAUAUUAUGCAAGUCCAGAAGUAUGGAAAGAUCAUCCUUAUGAUUGCAAAUCAGAUAUAUGGUCUUUAGGCUGUGUAUUAUAUGAAAUGGCAGCACUCAAAUUACCUUUUCAAGCUGAAGACAUGGAUAGUCUUUAUAAAAAAGUUAUUAAAGGUAUUUAUUUAUAUAUAUAAUUUAGGAUAUUAUUAAAAACUGCCAACAUCUUAUUCAUAUGAUUUAUAAAAUUUAAUUAGAAUGAUGUUGCAAAUUUCAACAUCUUUAAGACCAAAUGCUUAAUAAUUACUUGAGUUACCAUGUUUCUAAAAAUUUUAAUUUAAUACUAAUCCAAAUUCGGCAUAAUUGAUAAAAACAAUCUUAUUUCCAAAAAAUAAAAGCUAUUAAAAUAUCUUUCCAAAACCUACAUAUAAAUAUAAACAUGAUCAAUAGACUUAAAAUGAAUAAGAUUCCUCUUCUCGUAAACGAUUAGCUACUCUAGGAGGAAAUGAUUCUAUGCAUUCUAAUCCAACCAGACUCUCAUAAUAUGAAAAAAGCAGUAAAAAUAUAUAAAAAUUUAUCUAGACUUACAACAGAAGAUUCAAAUUAAUAAUAAUUUCAAUAAACUUGAUUUAGAGAAUCUUAUGUAGAAUCAUAAUUCAUUAAAUAAAAUACUAUCAGAAGGAUCAUUACCACGUAGUAAAUAAAACAAACUUACUGUAAAUAGUAUUUUACAAGAAAAAAUUAGAAAAAAAAUUUAUAUGCCUGUUUUAUUAUAAAAUAUGUCACCAAUCCCUCACAUAAAAAACUCUAGAUAAAUUAACGAAACUACAAUACUGCCUUAAAUCGUAUGA